Arabidopsis thaliana (thale cress) is the source of this 1611-nucleotide messenger RNA. It is a transcript of the gene PYM, whose product is annotated as partner of Y14-MAGO. The transcript is spliced from 5 exons. The record is from RefSeq and is marked reviewed. Gene Ontology annotation, biological process: exon-exon junction complex disassembly. The coding region runs from base 539 to 1153 and encodes 204 amino acids. Gene Ontology annotation, cellular component: nucleoplasm; cytoplasm; nucleolus. NCBI's taxonomy places the organism in Eukaryota, Viridiplantae, Streptophyta, Magnoliopsida, Brassicales, Brassicaceae.
CGUCAAAAUUAAAAUGUUCAUUCCAAAGUUUUUUAUUUUGUCUCCCUAAGUAUUUAUUAACUUGUCUAAUUUUGAUUUUGAUUGGUCCACAUAUCUUUUUAAUUUUAUACUUUAGAAAGAAGAAGAAACAGAAUACACAAAACAUAGUUAAACCACAUUAAGCUGUCUCGAUCCCAUUCCUUAGGGUGUCAGGUCACGGUCGACAUAAAAACAUCUUUUCCAUCCAAUAUUUACCGGUUUCGUUUCACCGGAUUUGGGCUCUCCGGCGACGGAGAAUAGCCACCAUCUCCGUAGGUCAGCUUUCUUUUUUUUUCUUCUCUUUCCUCUCUCUCAUAUCUCUGUAUGAUUGGCCGAGGUGUAGGGAGCUCUGGCCGCCGGCAAAAAAAAUAGGUUAACUAAAUUUGGUGUGUUCUCGGUUUUUGUUAACAGCAACGAGACGAAAUUAGAGGAAAUUGAAUUGAGCUUUAAGAAAACAGUAUACUUGAUAGCUGAGGAACAAGAGAAGUGACAAGGGUGAUUGAAAAGUUGAAGGACUCAGAUGGGAAGCAGAAGCGGAGAACAAGGAAAGCGAAUGGCGGAACUGAGCAAAAAUCUUAAAGAAGGUGAGAGGAUUCUGGAGCCCACACGUAGACCUGAUGGUACUCUCCGGAAACCCAUUCGGAUUCGACCUGGAUAUACUCCAGAAGAUGAAGUUGUCAAAUAUCAGUCCAAAGGUUCUCUGAUGAAGAAGGAGAUGGCCUCACAAGGGCCUCCAGGUUAUGAACCUGAUCCAGCUCCUAAACCAAAGACUAAAGCUGCUAAGAGGAACGAACGUAAAAAAGAGAAGCGAUUACAGGCUACUGCAGAAAAAGCUAACAGCUCUGAGGAUGGAUCAGCUAGUAAUGGAUCCCAAUCGGUGAAUGUAUUGGCUUCUGAAAUGGAGGCUUUGGACGUUUCGUCAAAUAAUGAUGUAUGUGGGGGAGCACCUAAUCCAGGAACCACAGGAGAAGACGUAGAGAAAAGAAUCCGCGCACUUAAGAAGAAAAUCCGACUCACAGAAGCUCAACAGCAGAAGACUGCUUCCCGAGACCUAAACCCAGAGCAGUUAGAGAAAUUCUCUAAGUUGGAAGAAUGGAGGCAAGAACUCAAGGCUCUGGAGGAUAAGGCGGCUUAACUUGCUGCAGCAUCAACAUGAAUUGUCUAACUUUUAGGCAGGCUGCAGUUUCUCUCAUGAAAUUUCUGGAACCAAUCCAAAUUUGUAUCAAUGAAAAGAAGGCUGUUGUUACUUGUUAGGUUUUGUCAGAUCUGAUUAAUGAACUUGGCGCAAUGCCUGAAUCUUCAUGGGAAUUGAUUUCACAUUGUGUUUGCGUUUGGUCCUAAUCUAAAGAAUAUGAUUCCAAACUGAUGAUAUAAUUGUAAAGCCGUUGUAGCAAACAUCACUUGAUCAAUCAUUCACUUCCAUCUGCAUACAUGUAGUAACAUCACCCGAUGAAGGUGGAGUGCAUGCUGAAACGGUGUAGAGUUCGAUCCUAAAGCUUUUGUGAGUUCAUGAAGAUGUCUACGUAUUUGUAGACCCAACGACAUAGGUACAUAUACAUACACAUGUAGUCAUAUCUAUGAUUCUGCUUACAU